This is a messenger RNA of Hypoxylon fragiforme, 3007 nucleotides long. Its product is annotated as glucan 1,3-beta-glucosidase GLUC78 precursor. The coding region runs from base 123 to 2987 and encodes 954 amino acids. The transcript has 2 exons. The record is from RefSeq and is a predicted model, not a curated record. NCBI's taxonomy places the organism in Eukaryota, Fungi, Ascomycota, Sordariomycetes, Xylariales, Hypoxylaceae.
AUCCACGUCAAGGGUUGAAUCGACAAACACCAACCAAGGACCUUUUGUGACUGCUACGUCAACCUUCCCGUACAGAGAAUACUGCUGGAACCCAUCUAAGCAUAGCUGGCACUACCUUCAAGAUGGGACUUUCAAAGUUCCUUACGGCUUCUUUCUUGGCCUUGCGCCUUUUUUCCAACCCCGUGGCUGGACUCGACUUGUCCGCCGAAGUCAACUUGUCUGCUGCCGCAGAGACACAGGAUGCUAGUUCCAGCUACUGGGUUGCCGAUAUCAAACGUCAAGGAAUAGCGGCAUUUGGUGAACAAGACUACCAGGUCUUCCGCAACGUCAAGGACUUCGGUGCUAAAGGAGAUGGCACAACCGACGACACAGACGCCAUCAACAAGGCUGUUACAGAUGGCUCUAGCCGAUGUAUCGAGAAAUGCGAUUCCCGAACCAACGCGCCGGCUAUUGUAUACUUCCCUCCAGGUGUCUACAUCGUCAGCAAGCCAAUUAUCCAGACCUACUACACCCAAUUUAUUGGUGAUGCAGUCGAUAUCCCAACUCUGAAGGCGACUGCCGACUUCGUAGGCAUGGCGGUCAUUGACGCGAAUCCUUAUGACAACUCAGUCAACCCAGCUGUGAACUGGUACAUAAACCAGAACAAUUUCUUCCGCCAAGUUCGCAAUUUCAUCAUCGAUAUCAAGGACCAGCCGAUCGGUCAAGGCGCUGGUAUCCACUGGCAAGUUUCACAAGCCACCAGCUUGCAGAACAUCGUCUUCAACAUGAACCCUGAUACCAGUGAGGAAAACAAGCAGAAAGGCUUGUUUAUCGAGAAUGGCUCUGGAGGAUUCAUGACCGAUCUCGUUUUCAACGGCGGAGGUAUCGGAGCUGACAUCGGUAGCCAGCAGUACACAAGUCGCAACAUGACUUUCAACAACUGCAACACGGCCAUUCACAUGAUCUGGAGUUGGGUCUGGUUAAUGCACGAUAUAAAGAUCAACGGCGGAAAAGUCGGUAUUGACAUGACAGGUGGCGGUUUUGACAGCAUUACCGUCGGAUCAUUACUUCUCGUUGACAGCAAAAUCUCCAACGUUGAAGUUGGUGUCAGCACUCUUUACCAGACCAACCAACCGGACACUAACAACACCCUGAUCAUCGACAACGUGGACAUGACCGAAUCUGUUCCCACGGCUAUUCAAUACGCGAAAGAUAAGACUACUGUGGUUCCAGGUAAUCAAAAGAUCGUUGGGUUUGCCCAGGGCCGUCAGUAUACUGGAACCAGCGGCAAGGCAGUCCAGACAGCGAAAGACGGUGUCCGUAUGGCCCGCCCUCUUUUAGGUGAAGAUGGCAAGAUCUUCACCCGCGCUAAGCCUCAGUAUGAGGCCCUCUCGUCCAGCAGUUUCGUCAGCGUGAAGACGGCCGGCGCCAAAGGCGAUGGCCAAACCGAUGAUACUGCAGCAAUCCAGAAGAUCUUCGAUGAUGCUAAAGAAGGGGAUGUUAUUUACUUCGACCACGGUGCAUACCUGAUAACCGACACUGUUAAAGUCCCCAAGAACAUCAAAAUUACCGGAGAGAUGUGGCCGCUUCUUAUGGCGUCAGGUGAGAAGUUCGCUGACCAAACUAAGCCUGUUCCUGUUCUCCAAAUCGGCGAAGUCGGUGAGGUUGGCGAUGUUGAGAUGUCUGACCUGAUCCUCGAAACCAAGGGUUCUCUUCCUGGUGCUAUUCUCAUGCAGUGGAACUUGGCUGGAUCUCAGAACGGUGCGGCUGGUAUGUGGGACGUGCAUUUCCGCGUUGGUGGCACUGCCGGGACUGAGCUGCAAUCCGACAAGUGUACCAAGAACGAAAAUGUUACCACGACAGUCAACCCCGAGUGCAUGGGUGCCUUCAUGAUGCUACAUCUUACACAGACAGCCUCGGCGUACAUUGAGAACUGCUGGUUCUGGGUUGCUGAUCACGAGCUCGAUUUGGAGGAUCACAACCAGAUCAACAUCUUCAACGGCCGUGGUGUUCUCGUCGAGUCGCAAAAGCCUGUUUGGUUUUGGGGAACUGCUUCGGAACACAGCGUUCUAUACAACUACCAGUUCUCCAAUGCCCAGAACGUUUUCAUUGGUGUAGCUCAGACUGAGACUGCGUACUUCCAAGGUAACCCAGCUGCCCCUAGUGGCGCUACGGUCCUUGAAGGCUUUUUCGACCCAGAUUUUGAACAGUCAUGUGAUGGAUCGUCGAAGACUUGCGCUCGUACUUGGGGACUUCGCAUCACAAACUCAUCGUCGGUUUACCUCUACGGCGCUGGUUUAUACAGCUUUUUCGACAACUACGGCCAAAAGUGUGUAGACGAACAGAACUGCCAAGACAAUAUGCUCAGCAUCGAGGACUCCACUGGUAUUCACAUCCUUGGACUCAGCACUAAGGCCUCAGUGAAUAUGAUUACCGUCGAUGGCGAAGGGAUCGCCCUUGACAAAGACAACAGGAACACCUUCUGUGCUGCUCUUGCUGAAUUCGAAGUUGGCGCUGGACAAGAAUCGCAGCCAGAGACAGGCAACUCUGCAGGAACAUCGUCUACAUCGUCUGCUGCGACCUCGGCGACAGAGUCCGGAAGUGUACCGUCUAGCACUGCUACUGCAACCCCGACUGCAGGAUCUGGAUCGGGAUCAGGGUCUGAAUCUGGUUCUGGUUCUGGUUCUGGCUCUGGCUCUGGCUCUGGCUCUGGCUCUGGCUCUGGCUCUAAUUCUGGAUCUGGAUCAGGUUCUAGUUCAGGGUCGGGAUCAGGAUCAGGAUCAGGAUCAGUCGUUACCGAGAGCCAGACCGGGACUGCCCCGGCCUCGACGCCGACCAACGGAGACGUGACUUUCGCUACUUCAGCGACGGCAUCUGUAACGACAUUGCCAAUUCCUUCGGGAACCUCCGAUGGUGGUGCUGUCGAUAAUGGUGACGACGACUCUGUGGUGACGGUGACGAUUACGCAAACAAUUGUGGCGACGGGAACUUGCUCCCAGACGCCAUGAAGCGUGGUUCCUGGGGCUUG